ACGGCACGCGACGGCCAGGACGAGUGUUGAACUGCCAGGAGAAAGAACACAAGAAGUUUCCGCCUCUAAUCUUAGUCGUAUUUGCCGUUGGUCCUCCUCCUUCUGCGCCUGCAGGCAAACACUUGCCCGCAGCGUCGAAGCUCAUAGUUCGGACAGAUUAUGAAUGCUUCCCAGAUCAGGGAACUACGGGGGAUAAAUUUACAGACUACGAGUGCUCUACUGGCGACGCC
Amoebophrya sp. A25 is the source of this 230-nucleotide messenger RNA. The record is from the annotation of a GenBank genome assembly. NCBI's taxonomy places the organism in Eukaryota, Dinophyceae, Syndiniales, Amoebophryaceae.